This is a messenger RNA of Monoraphidium neglectum, 486 nucleotides long. RefSeq lists its product as hypothetical. NCBI's taxonomy places the organism in Eukaryota, Viridiplantae, Chlorophyta, Chlorophyceae, Sphaeropleales, Selenastraceae. The record is from RefSeq and is a predicted model, not a curated record. Bases 1 to 486 code for a protein of 161 amino acids. The transcript has a single exon.
AUGAGCUUUGCCCACGCAGACGCAGCCGAGGACGUCGUUUCGGCGCUGCUAGGCGCGGGCGCCAGCAUUCACGCGCGCGACCGCGAGGGGCGAUCCCCCAUGGACCUGGCUUGCGCCGCCGGCGGCGACCCGGCGGCCGCCUUUGCCCUGUAUGCCGCCGGCGCGCCGCCGCCGGUCGGCGACGUCGGCUCCGCGCUGGCGGCCGGCUUCAUGGAUCUUAUAGAGUCGAAUUUCGACGAGGCAAACCGCCUGGACGCGAUUUUCGAGGCGCGGCGGGGGCGCGUCGAGCGGCUUGAGACGGUGCUGCCGGGGCUGCGGCAGCUGCUGGUCUCUGGGUCCACGGCGCUCAUGGCUGCCGAGCGGCGGGAGGCGGCGGCGGCUGCGGCGGCGGCGGCGGGCGGCGGCGGGGGCAGCGAGCUGGGGGUGGGCGCGGCUGAGGCGACGGCGGCGGCUGUGGGCGCAGGCGUAGCGCAGCCGAGCGUGUGA